This is a messenger RNA of Perkinsus marinus ATCC 50983, 753 nucleotides long. RefSeq lists its product as hypothetical. Bases 1 to 753 code for a protein of 250 amino acids. The record is from RefSeq and is a predicted model, not a curated record. The transcript is spliced from 2 exons. NCBI's taxonomy places the organism in Eukaryota, Perkinsozoa, Perkinsida, Perkinsidae.
AUGUUUGACCCAGCUAUUAAGCUGCAGAACCUGGGGCGGCUCGCGGUCAUCCAACAUUAUCAUCAACUGUAUAGGCAUCUACCUCAUGGUGACCUUCUCAAGCGUGAUGCGUUAAUCUCUGCAUUCACAACGUGGGUGGUGAACGCCAACUCCGGCCCGGUACUCGAAUCUACGAGGCGUACUGCCACUAGAGUCAGCGCAGAGGCUAGUGCUGUCACCUGUGGUCCAUCAGUAUCGUCGAAGUCUCAAGAUAAACUUGACGGCGCCCCUACUAGGCGCCGCAGCCUAACCGAUAAAGUUCUGGAUCGUUCGGUUCUCCCACAAUAUCUUCCUCCCGAUAUGGGGAAUGAUCUCGUUUGCAGGGUGACAAAUGAGGUUGAUAAAUAUUUAAGUCUUGAAGCUCACGGGACCGAUUAUCAGCAAUUCUGGACCGUCCUCGCUCGCGAGGAGUUUCCACUGAUAGCCCACGCUGCAGUUGGUGUGCAGCACACGUUGCUAUCUACUGCAAACGUUGAGAGCCUGUUCUCGCAGAUUCGUGAACAGAUCUCUGUUCGCCGUACUUCAAUGGAAUGUGACCUUAUCAAGGCAGCUAUGGUGACCUACUAUGCACGCAUCUAUUGGGCCGCUCAAUCUAGCCAUGGAAUCCAAGCCAUGGAUUUUUGCUCCUUGGAGCGACUCCAAUGGAACCGCCAGUUACUUGCUCAAUCAGUGGAUAAUAUUCACGUAGCUGUUUUAGCUGGCAUGCCUAACUAA